UUUGUUGAAGUUUCAUACUCUGAAGUUUGAACCUCUCAAAAGUCUGUGGGGAAGAAGCUUGGAAUCUGCAAGAGUAACAUACAACCAUUUUUCCGCACUAGCUUUUUUUGUUUAUAUUUUUUUUUAUAAAUCUUGCAAUUAAAUUGAACCAAAACAGAUUCAUAAAUACAGGGAAUCCAAAAGGACCAAGUCCUAACCUAAAAACUCACAAAAAUCUAAACCCAAAAGAACUAAAUCCGACCAAUAAUCCAAUCCAAUCAACCAAAGACUGAUAGACCACCCAAAAAAAUAGUGCCACACCACUAGCAUCGCACCAACAAACCACCUCCUUGUUGCCCAUCGAUCGCACCUUGUCCGUCACAACAGAGAGAACAUUGAGCAAAUCCACACAAUUACAACACACCCAAGCAAAACCAGAGGAAGGAGAAUAAAAGCAGAAGUCGACAUGACCCAACAGAUGCACAAAACACCACUGCGUUCCUCAUCCGGCUGGAGAUAACCCAAUCCUCAAACACAAAACACCUACUAUCAAUUUUUUUUAUUCUUCAGUUCAUCUUCUCUGAUCAGGAGGAAAAAAAAAUGGGUGGCCAUCUCUUUCUGCUGCCCCAUGUACACUCCUUCUUCAUCCUCUUCUUUCUCUUAAUCUUUGUUCCGACAUCUUAUUGUGAACCCGAUGAGGAUUUUUCAGAGUGCUUGGCACCGUUCAGCUGUGGAAACCUCUCAGAUGAUCUUUAUUAUCCUUUCUGGAGCGAUAGUCGAUCUCAAAUUUGUAGUCUUGAAGGGUUCAAGCUGCAGUGCCAAGAAGGUCGAUACCCUAUUAUAUCUAUAAAUAACGAAGAUUAUUAUGUAAAGUGGGUAGAUCUACCCCAACGAAAUAUGACCAUUGCUCGAGUGGAUUUGUCGGAAGAUGUUUGUCCACGUGAUGAUAUCGCCAACACGAACAUGACCGGGACUCCGUUCAGUUAUGUGCCACAGCUUGAAAACAUCACUCUGUUCUACGAUUGCCAAAACCAGAUAACCAUGGUUCCGGUUACAUACAAAAUUACUUGUGGUAGAAAUCAGGAACAACCGAAUGCAUUUUAUACAACUGAGGAGCUUUUGAGAGUUUGGAACAUAAAGCAGCCCCCACUUUGUCUCAGAGUGGAAGUUCCUGUUCCAAGAGUGGAUGCUGAAGAAGUUAGCGGGGGGCUGGAAGCUUUACGGACAGUUUUGAACCAAGGGUUUAAUGUAACCUACAAUUUUUAUUCUUCCUGCGGCACCAGCUUUAAUCCGGACUUUUUCAGAUGCAUUUGCAAUGAGCAGCCCGAUCUUAUUGGGUGUCCAAAAGGCAAUAAUGGGAAUAUAAAGUUGAAGAUUUCUAUUAUUGGCAUAUCAAGCGCUGGGGUGUCAGUAUUCUUAAUUGCCUGUGCAUGCAUUUGCUGUUUCAAGAAAAUCCCGUCAUUUACAUCCAUAGUUUCCUUAAAGAAUAAUGAAGAUCUUGAGGCCUUUCUGAAAACCCAUGGACCUCUAGCUGUGAAAAGGUACAGCUUUUCAGAAGUGAAGAAAAUGACCAAUUUAUUCAAAGAAAAACUUGGUAAAGGAGGCUAUGGCACCGUCUACAAAGGCAAGCUAUUUGAUGAUCGUCUUGUAGUAGUGAAGCUCUUGAAUGCAUCCAAAGGGGAUGGACAAGAAUUCAUCAAUGAAGUUGCCAGCAUUAGUAGAACUUCUCAUGUUAACGUUGUCUCUCUACUGGGGUUCUGUUUGGAGGGUCAGAAAAGAGCUCUAAUCUACGAGUUUAUGCCGAAUGGAUCUCUUGAAAAGUUCAUAUGCCAUGGGAGAACUCCGAAAGAAGAUCAACAUUUGGGAUGGGAAACUAUGCACCAAAUUGCUAUAGGAAUAGCUCGAGGACUCGAGUACUUGCACCGUGGAUGCAACACAAGAAUUUUACAUUUUGACAUCAAACCUCAAAACAUUCUUCUAGAUGAAAAUUUCUGUCCAAAAAUUUCAGAUUUCGGACUUGCAAAAUUAUGCACAAGAAAGGAGAGCGUUGUGUCAAUGUUAGAGGCUAGAGGGACCAUUGGGUAUAUAGCACCAGAAGUGUUCAGUAGAAACUUUGGGGGAGUUUCAUCAAAAUCUGAUGUUUAUAGCUAUGGGAUGAUGAUUUUCGAGAUGGUUGGUGACAGAGAGGAAGAAGAAGAUGAGGCUGGAACAGAUAAUACCAGUGAGAAAUAUUUUCCACAUGGUGUUUAUACAUGGCUUGAGCUAGGUAAGAAAUCUGAAAUUCAUGGGGAAAUUUCCAAUGAAGAGAGUGAAAUUGUGAGGAAACUAUCAAUGGUUGGCUUGUGGUGCAUCCAAACAAUUCCUUCUCAUCGACCAACCAUGAGUGAGGUGAUAGAUAUGUUACAAGGAAGCAUAGAAACCCUCACCAUUCCUCCAAAGCCUUCUCUAUCAUUCAUUCCAGCUUCUGAGCCAUCAUUAUCUUUUACCAUAUCUAUUACUGUCUGAGAGAUUUUUUAAUUUCUUGAUGAAAGUGUUAUCUGCAAAAGAAAUAAAAGUAAGGUGAUUGAUACCUAUUGAUAACUAGUCUAAUAUUCAAGUUGGUAUUAUAACCAAAAAAAUUUAGAAUGAAUUGAAAUUAUUUGAGUGCUUAGAAAUUGCGUAACUUAAAUGUUGAUUGUUUAUAAUUAGUGAUAUUUAAGACAAUUGGAUAGUGAAUAAUAAAUCUCAAAUUUAUAGAGAUUCUAUUAAUUAUGUAUCAACCACGGACAAGACUAGUGGACCCUUGGCUCUACAUCGGACAUGUCUUCUUAUCAAAUAUGGGUCUUAGAUAUUUUUUGCCUAAUCAACUAAGUAGUGGACCAUUGGCUCUACA
Manihot esculenta (cassava) is the source of this 2851-nucleotide messenger RNA. RefSeq names its product LEAF RUST 10 DISEASE-RESISTANCE LOCUS RECEPTOR-LIKE PROTEIN KINASE-like 2.1. Gene Ontology annotation, molecular function: polysaccharide binding; protein kinase activity; ATP binding. The record is from RefSeq and is a predicted model, not a curated record. Lineage: Eukaryota; Viridiplantae; Streptophyta; Magnoliopsida; Malpighiales; Euphorbiaceae. Gene Ontology annotation, biological process: protein phosphorylation. Bases 580 to 2484 code for a protein of 634 amino acids. The transcript is spliced from 3 exons.